Messenger RNA from Chenopodium quinoa (quinoa), 4532 nucleotides. Its product is annotated as histidine kinase 3-like. Gene Ontology annotation, biological process: phosphorelay signal transduction system; phosphorylation. The record is from RefSeq and is a predicted model, not a curated record. The coding region runs from base 755 to 3874 and encodes 1039 amino acids. Lineage: Eukaryota; Viridiplantae; Streptophyta; Magnoliopsida; Caryophyllales; Amaranthaceae. The transcript has 11 exons. Gene Ontology annotation, molecular function: phosphorelay sensor kinase activity.
UUAGUUUUUUUUUUUUUUUUUUCAUUUUUUUUGUUCUUUGAUUUUGUAGCAGAUUCUUCUUCAAACUCUCUCUCUAAAUAAUAAUACUUCCAAUUCUUCUUACCUUCCUUACUUUAGCUUGAUUUGUGUAGUUUUCUCUAAGUGUCAAAAUCUGCAACAACCCACCACAUGUUUGAUUUAUUGCUCCCAAUUUUAGUACCUUCUUUAGGAUAAGCUUAAGAUUUCCUUGUCAGAUUCCUACUAUUUUUUUUUUUUUUUUUUCAUCUAAAAUUUUCUAGAUUCUGCUCCAAUUUGAUCAAAACCCUGUCAAAUUUAUCUGGGGUUAGCUUGAAUUUGUUCAAAAUUGUGAAAAUUUCUGGGGUUUUUCCUCAUAUCUUGAUUUGGGUUGUGGUUGGUUGCUAUUAGGAUAAGCCCAAAUUCUGUUUGUUUGGUAAAGGAAAUUUGGAAUCUUUUGUUUCUGGGAUUCCUUAUUUUUAAUUUUAUUUUUGGGUUUAAAUUUGAUGAAGGAUAAGUUAGCAUCUUCUUGUAUUUUCUGCUAUUUUACCAGUUAUUUCUGGAAAAAAAAAGGUGGGUGGCUAGCUUAAUUUUCUUCUUCGUAUCCUUUAUUUAUUUUUUCAUUUUAUUCUUGUCCCUCUUUUUCUGGGCAUUUAUUCUCUUCAAAAUUUGAAUUGUUUUUUUUUUUUAAAAAAAAUUUAAUCAUCUUUCUCUCUCCUACUUUGGGAGCUGAGAUUACUAGUAGUUUACUAUACAGUGGAUGAGUUUGUUACAUGUUCUUGGUUUUGGGUUAAAAGCAGGACAUGUACUGUUACUGCUAUGUUGUUGGAUUAUCUCUGUGAUCCCCAUGAAUUGGCUGAUUAAUGGUGGUGUAAUGGACGGCAAGCCUUGUUUGCUUGGCGGCGGCGGCAGUGGUGGUGUUGGUGAUGGUAAAGUGGUGGGUGAUUGGUGGUCGAAUAUGGCGUCGAAUAGCCGUAUGAUCCACCAUUACUAUUACCAAUAUAUAGGGUCAAUGAAGUUGAGGAAAUCAUGGUGGAAGAAGCUUUUGGUUGCUUGGGUAGUAUUUUGGAUCAUAUUUUGUUUUGGGGUUUUUUGGUUCAUGAGUUCAUAUGCUGUUGAAAAAAGGAAAGAAAGUCUUGCUAGUAUGUGUGAUGAAAGGGCUAGGAUGUUACAAGAUCAAUUUAAUGUUAGUAUGAAUCAUAUUCAAGCUAUGUCCAUAUUAAUUUCCACUUUUCAUCAUGGCAAGUAUCCAUCUGCUAUUGAUCAGAAAACUUUUGCAAGAUAUACAGAAAGAACUGCUUUUGAACGACCUUUAACAAGUGGUGUGGCAUAUGCUGUGAAAGUGCUCCAUUCUGAAAGAGAACAGUUUGAGAAGCAGCAUGGCUGGACUAUUAAGAGAAUGGAUACUGUUGAGCAAGAACCUGUUCAUAAGGAUGAUUAUGCCGUGGAAAAGCUGGAGCCUUCUCCAGUUCAAGACGAAUAUGCCCCUGUGAUAUUUGCACAAGAUACCAUUUCUCAUGUUGUUUCUGUGGAUGUGCUUUCGGGGAAGGAGGAUCGUGAAAAUGUUUUGCGUGCUAGGGCAUCUGGAAAGGGAGUUCUCACUGCCCCUUUCCCAUUGCUCAAAACUGGCCGCCUUGGAGUUAUUUUGACAUUUGCAGUUUAUAAAAGAGAUCUUCCUUCCAAUGCUACCCCAGAUGAACGAAUUCAAGCUGCUGAUGGGUAUCUCGGAGGGGUCUUCGACAUAGAGUCACUGGUGGAAAAGUUACUUCAGCAGCUUGCCAGCAAGCAGACAAUCCUUGUGAAUGUCUAUGAUAUAACUAAUCUCUCGCACCCAAUCAGCAUGUAUGGUUCAGAUGUAUCUGGUGAUGAGUUGGAGCACGUCAGCCCGCUAAUAUUUGGAGAUCCUUUUAGACGGCAUGAGAUGCGCUGUAGAUUUAAACAGAAACCGCCUUGGCCGUGGUUAGCCAUUACGACUGCUGUUGGGAUACUAGUUAUUGCGUUGCUUGUUGGUCAUAUUUUUCAUGCAACUCUGAAUAGGAUUGCCAAAGUGGAGGAUGACUAUCUUAAGAUGACGGAGCUUAAAAAACGAGCUGAGACUGCUGAUGUUGCAAAGUCACAGUUUCUUGCUACCGUUUCUCAUGAGAUCAGAACCCCUAUGAAUGGUGUUUUAGGAAUGCUUCAAAUGCUUAUGGACACCGACUUGGAUGUGACUCAGCAAGAUUAUGUAAGGACAGCUCAAGCUAGUGGAAAGGCUCUUGUUUCUCUUAUCAAUGAAGUUCUUGACCAGGCAAAGAUUGAGUCUGGUAAACUUGAGCUAGAGGCGAUUACGUUUGAUCUGCGAGUAAUUCUGGAUGAUGUGUUGUCCCUCUUUUCGGGGAAAUCUCAAGAGAAAGGAAUAGAGCUUGCAGUAUAUAUCUCUGAGAAAGUACCAGAUUUGGUUAUUGGUGACCCCGGAAGGUUCCGUCAAAUUAUGACAAAUCUAAUGGGAAACUCAAUUAAAUUCACAGAGAGAGGACACAUUUUUGUGACUGUCCAUCUCGUGGAAGAGGUGAGAGAUUUUAUAGAAGUGGAAACCGAGUUAUCAUUGAGGAACUCUUUGAGUGGCUUGCCUGUUGCAGAUAGACGGAGAAGCUGGGCUGGAUUCAGAGCUUUCUGUAAAGAUAUGCCUAGUUCAUUAUCAUUGUCCUCCAACAGUCUUGUCAACCUAAUUGUCUCAGUUGAAGAUACUGGUUGUGGCAUCCCUGAUGAAGCGCAGUCUCGUAUCUUCACUCCCUUCAUGCAAGUAGGUCCUAGAAGUGGAGGCACCGGGAUAGGACUGAGUAUAAGUAAGUGCUUGGUUAGCUUGAUGAACGGGGAAAUUGGAUUUGCUAGUGUGCCCAAACUUGGUUCUACCUUUACGUUCACUGCAGUUUUUAGCAAUGCUAACUCGAGUUCAACCAAAAAACAACCGACGAAAAACAAAAAUAGUUCAGCAUCGGCUGAAUUUCAAGGCAUGACUGCAUUAAUUAUAGAUCCAAGACAAGUUCGAGUGAAGGUGGCUAGAUAUCAUAUGCUACGACUUGGUAUCAAUGUUGAAGCAGCUCCAGAUUUGAACCAAGGUUCUGUUAUUAUCAGUGCCGGAAAGCCAUGCAUUGAUAUGGUGUUUAUCGAGCUUGAAGUGUGGAACGAAUACCUCAAAGACGACUCUUUAUCGAUCAAUAAAUUGAGAAUUGUCAAGAAUGGGACAAGGCUGCCUAAAAUUUUUCUUCUAACGAAUAGUAUCAGCUCCGUAAGAGCUUCAAACUCUGGUACUAGUGAUGCUGAUACUCCUUGUAUCAUCAUGAAGCCCUUGAGGGCUAGCAUGGUUGCUGCAUCAUUGCAACGAGUAAUGGGUGUUGGGAAGAAAGGUAAUUCCCCUAAUGGAGUGUUGCCGACAUUGCCACUCCAGCAUCUUCUUCGUGGGAGAAAAAUUCUUGUAGUAGAUGACAAUGCUAUUAACCUUAAAGUGGCUGCUGGUGCCUUGAAGAAAUAUGGAGCUGAGGUGGAUUGUGUAGAUAGUGGGAAAAAAGCCAUCGAGAAGCUUUCUCCACCACAUCAUUUCGAUGCCUGCUUCAUGGACAUCCAGAUGCCAGAAAUGGAUGGAUUUGAAGCUACCAGGAAAAUCCGUGAAAAAGAGCACCACAUUAAUGAGCGUAUCCAUCGUGGUGAAGAAACUGCUGGGUCCUAUAAAAACAUUUUAAACUGGCAUGUGCCUAUCUUGGCCAUGACGGCAGAUGUUUUUCAAGCAACGCAUGAGAAAAGCCUUGAGUGUGGCAUGGAUGGAUAUGUCUCAAAACCAUUUGAAGCAGAACAACUUUAUCGUGAAGUGUCACGCUUUUUCAAUAAGAGUUCGGAGCAAUGAGUAAGCCUCUUACCUUCACAGGAAGUUCCUCAGAUGGGCAUAAGCAAAGCUUCUUGUCUGUUGGAUGCUUUGGGCUUCAUAAGUGGUCUUCUAAUUUGCAUAUAAAAAAUGAUUGAUUUCAAAAUGAGGGAUGGGAUACACACCAUACUUGAUCGGUGAUGUUUGGUUGCUCUUAGAAGCUAAAUUCCUGACUUAUUUGUAAGAUUCUUUCCGACAGGAGACAGACGUGUAGGAUAAAAUCCCCAUGUAAGUGAAGAGCCUUUCCUGAGCCUUUUUUUUCAGAGUUCAUAGCUCCUCACGAUGGGCUUUGAAAGAAUUUGCGUGACUCGAGUUUGGUGCCAUAAUCCUCAUUUGGACAGUAUUUGUUUGUAUCAUAGAUUAGCGUUUGCACAUCAACACAGCGUGUAAAGAAUGCGCCAUGUAUAGAUUACUCCAAAAAUAAGACUUAGAAAUCCUGUCAUAUAUCAUCACAUUUCCUUCACUCACUAAUUGUGAUGGGAGGGAUUAUAGUAUUAUAAUCACCAUUUGAAUGUAAAUUAUUGAACGUGUACGCUGAGUCGCUGAGUAUAGUUUGUGAGUUGUAUAUAAUCGACUUUCAGUCUUAUAAUGUGAGUAUACUCUGGUGAUUAUCUUCUUCAUGAGGUAUCAUCCGUAUCAA